Stomoxys calcitrans (stable fly) is the source of this 4254-nucleotide messenger RNA. RefSeq names its product netrin receptor unc-5 (gene unc-5). NCBI's taxonomy places the organism in Eukaryota, Metazoa, Arthropoda, Insecta, Diptera, Muscidae. The transcript has 12 exons. The coding region runs from base 731 to 4216 and encodes 1161 amino acids. Gene Ontology annotation, biological process: motor neuron axon guidance; netrin-activated signaling pathway. Gene Ontology annotation, cellular component: membrane. The record is from RefSeq and is a predicted model, not a curated record. Gene Ontology annotation, molecular function: protein binding; netrin receptor activity.
ACUCACUUCAGUUUGUUUCGAUAUGUCAAACGCGACGGAUGUGUACAACGGUCGAUGUAUUCUUUUAACGACGGACGCGUGAUGUUGUUACCGUAAUUAUUACAAUUUCGAUUUUGGUUUUUUUUUUUUGUGUUUUAUUUUCUUGGAGCGACCCACAAGAAUUUUGAUUUGUUUUGAGUGGCAAGAAAGAAAGGCAGGAACUAACAACCUAAUUGGAAACUGCAAAUAUAAAUUUUUGGAGAUACAAAAUUCGCGAGUGAUUGUUGAAAUAAUAACGAAAGAGAGCCCAAAAAGAGAGGUCAACCUAAAUGUACAAGUCCUUGGAUUAAACAAAAAAGAAAAUAAUACUAAUAAAUAUCUAUAAAAGAAAAUAAAGAAAGAAAUUAUUAAGUGUACACAAAUUGUAUAGAAGUGUGGAUAUAAAACAAAACUCAUCUUUUGGGAUUGCUGUGGAAUUUUUUGUGAAUAAUUACUUAAAAUCUCUUCAAAAUCUAAAAUAAACCAUUCUUGAUAAGCACUCAAAUCUGUAAAAACUUUCCGCAAUCAUCAAGGAAGCCAAAGCAAAAUAUUCACACAUGUUUCUCACCUCAGAACGCAAUGGAAUAGCGUUCACGACGAAAAACAUAACGAAUCGUAGAUCCAAAAGUCAAACGAAAGAUUGGCAACGAAAAUAACUGCAAAAUUAGAUAAAAUCAUCCCGCCUCGAAAUCUCCCACACAUACACAAAAAAAUGCAUCGCAAAACAACACCUAGAAGAUAUCGCAUUCUAAACAGCCUUAUCACAUAUUUUGUGAUAUGUGGUUGCUUGACCGCCAGUAUGCCCUCAUCCAAGGACUCUAUGCUGCUGGCCGAUUCCGAGGAAGAUGUCUUCAGUAAAUUUGAAGAUGUAAGCGAUGAAUUGGAUGGUGAGGAGGACAUACGAAUAUCGAAGAGUGAAAAUCCCAAAUAUCCACACUGGAAUAAAUUGGUGGAUGUGGAUGGUUCAUAUCCUGAUAACACGGAUGUUUUCACUGGGGGCAAGGCCCCUUUGGCGCCAGCCUUUCACCCGGAUGAGUCGCUGGGUCAUUCUGGUGAAGCUGCCUCCCCCAAUGGCAAUAGCAGCAGCAGCAGCAGUGGUGUGAAUGGUGGUGGUAAAAGUGUCAUUGCCGCCGGAACUCUAGACGAAAUUUUCACUGGAAAACUGGGAGCCUCCGAGACGGGGGUGACACCAAUCUUUCUCAACGAACCAGAAAGCGUUUAUGUGGUUAAAAAUCGGCCAGCCAUACUAAAAUGUAAAGCAGCCCAUGCCCUGCAGCUGCAUUUCAAAUGUAGCGGCAGUUCCCAACCGCCGCCCUCAACACACGACAAGCACGUGGAUCCUCACACAGGGGUGCAUUUGGAGGAAGUCACUGCGACCAUACACCGUGACCUGGUGGAUGAAUACUUUGGCAAGGGUCCCUUCAAGUGUGAGUGUCAUGCCUGGUCCUCAAGGGGUGUUGUCAAAAGUCAGGCGGCCACUGUCAACAUCGCAUAUAUGCGCAAGCAAUUUGUCACUUCGCCCACAUCGUUGCGCGUGGAGGUGGGCACUCGUGCCGAAUUGUAUUGUGAGCCACCCAACGGCUUCCCCUUGCCCACCGUCAGUUGGUAUAAGAAUAAUGUGCCCAUCACCGAGAAUAAGGAUAUUGGACCAACAGUCUCGGCCACGGGCACACUGACCUUUCGCCAGGUCACUCUCCAGGAUAUGGCAAACUACACUUGUGUUGCAGAAAAUAUUGCUGGCAAACGUAACUCUGAUUCUGCGGUGCUCAUUGUUUAUGUCAAUGGUGGCUGGAAUGCCUGGAGUUCUUGGCGUGAAUGCAAAUGUCCUGGCAAACCAGCUCAGGGUCGCAAACGUGCACGUAUGUGUAAUAACCCCAUACCCAUGAAUGGUGGAGCGGAAUGCACGGGUCCUCAAGUACAAAAAUCCGUUGAUUGUAUCCCAUGCCCAGAUGAGACACAAAUUGUCAAUACCGAAGGUUUUGAUAUGGCACCAGCUGUCAAAAGAACGGGACGUUGGUCGGCCUGGAGUGAAUGGAGUUCAUGCUCCUCUGAAUGCAUACAAAUAAGACGCAGGAAAUGUCAAACAACCGGUAGUGGCAGCAGCAUUCUAGUGAAUGACGAUGAUGAUGAUGAAGACGAUGAGGAUGAUGAUGAUGAUGACGAUGAUGAUGUUAUUGCAACUGGCCUGGGCAUAAAGCUGGGCGGUCUAAGUAGUGCUGGUUUGGUUGGCGGCCUAGGCAAUAGUGGCAUUGGCUCCAGCGGAAGCAGUGCUAGCGGUAGCUCCAGCGCCAUAGGUCCUGUAUUGGGUGGAGGCGUUGGCACUGGAGUUGGAGGCAACGGCAAAGCUUUGUGUAGCGGAAAGGAUAUACAGACAGCUGAAUGUCGUGGGGAAUACUGUCAAAUAGGCAAAGAUGAUUUCGAUUGGACUCUUUACUUGGGUUUGGCUUUUGUCACGGCAGUCUUCUUUGCCUUUGGCGCUGCCUUGAUUUGUUGUGCCCGCAAGGGUAUACGAGUCAAUCAGCACUAUAAUAUGACCAGAACGGUUAUGGAUCCUAAAUAUUUACCUGAUAUUAGCAAAAAGGAUAUGCGCAUGCAUAUCGAAACAGCCAACGAUAAUUAUGAUUAUGCCAGUCCUGGCCAUCGCUUUUUGCCUCCCAGUCAUCAUGGCGGUUGUUCCAUAUCAGAACAUCAUUAUGAUGUGCCAAAUUUGUCGGCCAAUUAUGUGAAUCCCAUCGAUGAUCUAAGUGUGGAUUAUUUGACUGAUACUCCAGAUACUUCAACAGUGGAUACCUCCAACUCAACUUACGAAGUUAAUGCAAAAAUUGGAGGUGCCUCAGCUGCCUCGAAAUGUUCCACCUACGAUCAACUGAACUGCAGUGGUGGCUCGCUCAAUCUCUAUCAGGGUGAGAUAAUGCUUUACAUUCCUGAACACUCCAUAGGAAAGAGUAUGCGCAAACAUGUUGCCCUCAUGCUGGUCAGCGAUGAAACCUCACGUGUGUCCAUACCCAAUUCGGAUGCCCUACUAGUCUGCAGCACCAUAGUGCAUUGCUCGCCACGCAAUUAUAGCUUCCUUAAGCCGGUGAUACUCAAGAUACCCCAUUGUCUGGUGGACACUCAAUUAUGGAAUGUGUUCAUCUACUAUGCCGACAAUGACCACGAUGACCUUAAUGUCAAUUGGCGUCGCAUCAUAGCCGUGGGCGAGGAGACCAUAAACACACCGGUCUUUGUGCAAUUGGAGGCCGAACAUGUUUACAUAAUGACCGAACAAUUGGGUCGUUUUGUGGUGGUGGCUGAGCCCAAAUUGCUUACAGCCUCCAUGCAAAAUUCUUUGAAAAUGCGUCUCAUAGCGUUUAGUCAAUUCACACCAUCCAGCACCAAUUGCUCGCUGAGAAUUUACAUCGUUAAGGAUUUCCCCAAUAGUCGGGAUAUUUGCUCCAGCAUUGAAUCCAAACUAGGGGGCUCCUUUAUGGGCGAGAGUGAGGCCUUUGCCUUCUAUUUGAAUUGCAGCAACAUGAACAUACGACUGCGUAGCUCCGAUGCCGAUAUGUGGGACACCGAACACGAGGUGGAAUUGCAUGAACAGAUUAUACCCUACAAUCACAUAUUGUCCAACAACUCGGUGCUGCACUGCGAAUUCAUCAUCAAACGUAACGAACAAUUGUACACCUCGAACGAACUAACUGUCGAUUUUGCUCAAUGCAGUGAUAACCAUCACCUCUACUCUGAAGUGCAUUCCUUUAGUAUAAGCAGACCGCAGCAGCAGCAGCAGCAACACCAGACUUCAAACUCCUCCCAGCACACCAACUCACAUCACUCGCCACACUCCUCGCUAGAGCGCCAGAGCACGGUGACCAUGGAUCCUCAUGGCAAUUAUGUGAAUGAGGCCACGCUACCCUUGACCACGGUGCAUUUGCCACGUGAUACCAAACGGCGAAUAUGUGCUGCUUUGGACCCGCCGCGCGAAGAUGAACGUGAUUGGCGUCUAUUGGCCAAAAAGCUCAAUACAGACCGUUACAUAGCUUAUUUUGCUACCAAACCCUCGCCCACCGAGCAAAUUCUUAAUUUGUGGGAAUGUCGAGCAUCGCAAAACUCACAUGCCUCCCAUACCAUUGUGGAGUUGCUGAUGGUGCUAAAGGAUAUGGAAAGGCAAGAUGUUUUGGACAUCAUAACCGAGACAAUUGGCUCUUUGUGGAUAUAAGCGAAGGCGAGCGGAAAAGCCAAGCCAAGCCAUGUCGA